AUGUCCACGUUUCACACAUUCGAUCAGGAUCUGUCUCUGACCAAUCAAAAUGACUGCGAAAACUCUACCCGCUUGAUUCUUGCUCAACUGCGCCCAGAAUGGAUUCCUUCAGAAAUCACCUUCGAGGUUUGUAUUUUUUACUCUUCCUUUUUUUGUCUGCAAGUCUCCGUUGAUUUCAGUACUUCUCUGUCGGAAUCACCAAUAAGAUUUUUGCGGCAGGAUUUGGAAAGGAACACGUGAUCUUCCGUGUCUUUGGCCAUAACACCAACAAGGUCAUUGACCGCGAAAAUGAAGUGUCCGCAUGGAGACAACUGGCCGAGUACGGGUUCGCAGCUCCUCUUUACGGAAAGUUUAAUAAUGGGCUUAUUUGCGGAUUCCUGGAGGGAAAGAGUUUGUCUAUCGACCAAAUGAGAAACUCCAGCUUUCACACGUGAGAAAUUUAUUAUAAAAUUGAAAAAAAUUGAGUUGAGCUGCAGGAAUAUUGCAAAGAGAAUCGCUCAGCUUCACACAUCCAUUCCGACUAACGGAAAGUCGUUGAUGUUCGAGAAAAUGCGAACGUUCCUGAACCAGUUUUCUCCAAAAUUUCAAAAACAAACCCAAGAGGUCAGAAAAAAACAUUGGAUUCUGUUGACGCAAUAAUUUUCAGGAGUUCUUCACCAAAAACUUUCCCUCUAAUCUUGAGGCCCAAAUUCACAAAAUUGAGGAGAAAAUUUUAAAACUCAAGGAACCGGUUGCGUUUUGUCACAACGACCUGCUUGUCCACAACAUCGUCUACAACGGAGAAACUAAAUCGAUUGAGUUUAUCGAUUACGAGUACGCAUUCCCGAAUUACGUCCUCUACGAUAUUGCCAACCAUUUCUGUGAAUACGCUGGUGAGGACGCAUUCAUUCGAACUUUCUGACUGUAAACCAAAGACUUUCAGGUGUGGAAGGAUCUCCGGACUACACAAAGUGUCUCUCCAAGAAUGAGAAGUGGCUCUUCAUAAACGACUAUCUCCGUUUCGGGACUGAAAAGCCAGUCUGUGACAUUCGCAUUGCCAACAUGUUCAAGAACUUGCCGUUAUUCGAGGCGGUUAGUUUGACAAAAUCAAAUUCGUCAGUUUCAAUCCGUUUUUCAGGCUUCUCAUCUCUUUUGGGCACUUUGGGCACUCGUUCAAGCUCAAAACUCAACCAUCGACUUCGAUUACCUUGAGUACGCUCAUUCCCGCUUUCAGCAAUACGAAAAACGUCUUCAAAAGUACUCUUCCGGAAGUCGUUGA
Caenorhabditis sp. 36 PRJEB53466 is the source of this 1258-nucleotide messenger RNA. The record is from the annotation of a GenBank genome assembly. NCBI's taxonomy places the organism in Eukaryota, Metazoa, Nematoda, Chromadorea, Rhabditida, Rhabditidae.